AUGCUAUCUUUAUUGACGAAUUCUAGGGUCCCAGGCCCUCAUUUCCACGUCGUGGCACCGUCUUUGCCCAAUUUCGGCUUUUCACAAGGCUCUUCCGGUAAGCAGGGCUUUGGUGUCAAACAGUACGCCGAAGUCUGUCACAAACUGAUGAAAACCUUGGGCUAUAACUCAUACGUCACUCAGGGAGGCGAUUGGGGAUUCACCGUUUCCCGUGCGAUUGGGUGGCUAUAUCCCGAAUCUUGUAUGGCAUCACACAUCAAUAUGUUGCCCAUUGGCCCUCCGAACGUACUGAAGAAUCCGUGGACUUAUUUUAAGUCCCUGUUUUGGGGUUUAUCCGACAAAGAAAAGGACCGUGUUCAGCGGCAACAGGACUUCCUGAAAAGUGGAACAGGUUAUCUCUUGCUCCAAUCUUCGAAGCCGCGGACACUUGCCUACGGGCUGGCUGAUAGUCCUGCCUUCCUGCUUGCAUGGAUCUGGGAGAAGCUACAUGGCUGGUCAGAUAAUUAUCCGUGGACGGAUGAUGAGAUCUUGACCUGGGUGUGCAUUUACUGGUUUUCGACUGCCGGCCCAGCAGCAAGCUCUAGGAUAUAUUUUGAGUUCGCAACCGCUCAUGAUCCCGAUCUCCCGCAAACUUUCACGAAUGCAUGGACCCCACAUGUGAAAUAUGGCAUCACCCAUAUGCCCAAAGAGAUUGUAGAUGCCCCAGGGCUAUGGGCCAGCGUUAUUGGCGAUGUCGUUUAUGAGAGCGAGGCUGAGUUUGGUGGUCAUUUCGCGGCUUGGGAGAACCCAGAAUUCAUUGCUCAAGACCUGAAGAAGAUGUUUCGACAGGUCAAAUUUGAGGCGUAG
This is a messenger RNA of Exophiala aquamarina CBS 119918, 846 nucleotides long. RefSeq lists its product as uncharacterized. NCBI's taxonomy places the organism in Eukaryota, Fungi, Ascomycota, Eurotiomycetes, Chaetothyriales, Herpotrichiellaceae. Gene Ontology annotation, molecular function: epoxide hydrolase activity. Gene Ontology annotation, biological process: epoxide metabolic process. The transcript is spliced from 2 exons. The record is from RefSeq and is a predicted model, not a curated record. Bases 1 to 846 code for a protein of 281 amino acids.